UAUCACCCAACCAACCAAAUUAUCAGCCACCCGCCUUGUGAGAUUAAAAUAAUGUCGAAAUUUAAGCGUGCCAAGGUAAAAUGACUCGGAAAAGUUCCCCUUUACAUUAAAAAAUCAAACAUUGUCCAGAAUCAAAAUUGCAAACCAGAUAGUUGUACAUAAAACAAAUGGGAUUGCCAAUCAAGUCAAAUCAAAAAGCACCAAUUGUUGUACUUGUACUUGUUUUGGGUAAAAAUGGCGUGUGCUAGUAAUCCACGAUCCUUGUUCAACGUUUUCGUCUACGGUAGCCUUUUACAUGAUGACGUUGUUCGUGCUCUUCUCAAACGCCUCCCACAUUCUUCACCUGCAAUUCUCCACGACUUCCAUAGGUUUAGCAUCAAAGGGUGUGUUUAUCCUGCCAUUCUACCUGUUCAAAACAAGAAAGUUAAAGGCAAGGUUCUUUCAGGCAUCACUAUUCCGGAAUUGGAUAUCUUGGAUAAAUUUGAGGACGUUGAGUAUGAAAGGAGAACUGUGGUUGUUACCCUGACGGACAGUUCCAAUACAUUAAAGGUUGAAGCGUAUAUUUGGGCUGACCAGAAUGACCCGAAUUUGUACGGGGAAUGGGACUUUGAGGAAUGGGAACGAUUGCACAAGCAAAGCUUCUUGAAAAUGACAAGGGAGUUUCUGGAAGAACUGGAGCAUCCUGACCAAAGUGGCAGCAUAUAAUCCUACUAUAGGCAGGCACGAUUUGAUGUUCUUCAUGACAUUGAGUGGCCACGCAUCACCCUUCCCCCCAAUCCAAAAAAGUAAAGAAUUAAGCUCAGCAACAUGGAUUUCAGUUUGGACUGCUUAAGGUACUGUGUCUAUUGCUUCUGUUGUUUUAUAACGAGUGAUUUACUUUGCCCUUUUUCCUUGUGGGGCAGGAAGUAAUAGCCAUUAUACUUGUGAAAACUUCAUAUAUGAGUGUGCUUAAAAAUUUGUAAAAAAUUGGUGUUAUCUAUGCCUGUACACAGUCUAUAAUAAACGUGUGACUCAUCACACUGAGCAUAUCUUUUCUUCUA
Messenger RNA from Capsicum annuum, 1040 nucleotides. Its product is annotated as AIG2-like protein D. The record is from RefSeq and is a predicted model, not a curated record. Bases 235 to 705 code for a protein of 156 amino acids. The transcript has 5 exons. NCBI's taxonomy places the organism in Eukaryota, Viridiplantae, Streptophyta, Magnoliopsida, Solanales, Solanaceae.